This is a messenger RNA of Zasmidium cellare ATCC 36951, 843 nucleotides long. RefSeq lists its product as uncharacterized. The record is from RefSeq and is a predicted model, not a curated record. The transcript is spliced from 3 exons. Bases 1 to 843 code for a protein of 280 amino acids. NCBI's taxonomy places the organism in Eukaryota, Fungi, Ascomycota, Dothideomycetes, Mycosphaerellales, Mycosphaerellaceae.
AUGUCCGUCAACCUCUCCGGUGAAGUUCAACUCAAUGCCGAUGCCACUUCAGCUACAGGCCACUUUCACAAAGUCGACGUGCUGGGCAGCGUUGGCUUCGAUGGCGAAUGGGUCCUGUGCAAGUUCGCUUGCGAUGGCACUGGCGACACGAUCAAUCUGGAGCGGCGUCUUGAUGGCGUGGCACCGAUUGCAGAGAAGCCUGAAGCAGAAGAAGACACGGCCGAUGAGGAAGUCGAGCAGUACCCCCAUCACGUCGUUCUGCCAGAAGACCAAAUUCCCAUGACAAAGGAGCAAGAAUACAAGGAACUCAUCGAACAGGCCACCAAGGGCAAGUCUCGUCCUCGCAGGGGCCAGAGUAGACAGGACUCGCACAUCAAUCUCGCCGGCGAAUCCAAUCUAGCCACAACAGCAGACGCGGCAGCUUCCAGCAAGGCCACCAAGAAGAGGAACCGACAGCCGUCCACGGCUGAUCCCAAGCCGAAAGCCGAUACGACCCUCGACGACGAUGACGGCGAAGACGCACCACAUGAAGACCAGCCACCAGUCUCUAAGAAGGGGCGGACCAACAGCCGUCCGAAGGCCACGGCUUCGGCUGCUCCGGCCAAGGUCAAGACGAAGAAGGCAUCCUCGGUCCCAAAUCAAAAUCCGCCAAAGAUUGACGAAGCCGAGCAAGACGAGAGCGAGGACGAAGAUGGCAGCGAGGAUGACAGCGAGGAUGACAGCGAGGAGGCUGAAGAGCAGCAAGAGCCGCAGACUGUCCCCAAGGGACAGAAGAAGAGGAAAAAGUCGGCAGCAUGGCCUGCGAAGGACAAGAAUAUGCCCCGGAAUCGGAACAAGAAGUGA